Messenger RNA from Sitophilus oryzae (rice weevil), 651 nucleotides. RefSeq lists its product as uncharacterized. The transcript is spliced from 3 exons. Bases 113 to 532 code for a protein of 139 amino acids. The record is from RefSeq and is a predicted model, not a curated record. Lineage: Eukaryota; Metazoa; Arthropoda; Insecta; Coleoptera; Curculionidae.
AAUAAGACCUUUAAAUAAUUGAUAUGAUAGAAAAGAAUGGUUGGCCCUUAGAAUUUACUUAGUUUAUAUUUGACACCCUUCUGGUAAAUAUCACAAAGAAAUUUCAAAGAAAAUGAAGUAUUUUAAUGUUUUGAUAUUUGUUCUUGGAAUAAGUUCGAUUCUAUGCUUCACCACAAAUUAUCCUACAUGUAGACCUACAGAAAUCUGCACAACAUUGACGCUGUGUAUACCCUACAUAAAUUUAAUUAGAAGCCUUAAAAAACCAUUGCAGCCUUCGGCCGUGAAGUUCCUCAGGAGACAAGAAUGUGGCUUCGAUGGAAGCUAUCCCAUGGUGUGCUGUUAUGAUAGUUCAAAAUUAUUACCACGAAUGAACAAAACAACUACUGAGAAACCGCACAGAAAACCCAAAGAGAACAUUCAAGAGAAAAUGCAUGCUUUGAACACAGCCUUUGCUCUGUUAGAUAUGGAUUAUUUUUUUGUGAGGCGUAUGCUAGAAGGCAUGGAAAAUAAUAAUAAAACUAUUAAUAAAUAAAACUAUUAAAAUAAAUUAUGCAUUGACAUAGUAGAGAGCCUUUUAUAAGUGUCCAUUUUGUAUUGAGAUCAAAAAAUUUUUGUUUUCUCAGUGUAUGUAUAAAUUAAAAAAAUAAAUCA